AAGUCCGCUUCAACCUCCGAACUAAGUCAUUUCUCUCUCUCUCUCUUAUCGUCGUCUUCUCUCUCGUCAUUUACACUUUCAUGUGCAAAUUAAGGUCUCUCGUGCACACACACUGAGACUACCAAGAAAACACAAAAAGCAUUGAUAAACACACCAAACACUCGGAAAUAUUGGAUACUAAAAUAAAAUGGAGAAGCCCAAGAAGAAAUGCACUAUCGAGCAAGAGAGGCAGAAGAUGGCGAUCAAAGUAGGCGGUGGUCUUGGUGGAGUUGUUGUUUGGGGUGGAGCCUUGGCUAUUGCUACUUUGGUAUCUGUUUCUGCAAUCAAACUAAGAAAGAGAAGCAGAUCCACCAACAACACCCUCCCUCCACCUCAGCCGCCGCCGCCGCCGCCGCCACCACCACUAGUAUCAACCAAUCUUCAUUCCCACGAUUUGGAAUUGAAUGACAAUAAAGAUCAAGGAAGUGAAGGUCUUCGUGCACUUGUUCAACAUCCUAUACAUCACCACACAAGCAGCGAUGGAGGAGCAACGGAUAUGGGCAUAACCUAGAUUGAUUCUACGCCAUUGAUCUUCGCUGAAAGUUUGAUUUUGAAUAACAGCCAAAAGGAGAAUUCAACCUAUGGUAGUGAUCAAAGGAUUUUGUAUUCUUCUGAUGAUCCGAAACCAGAAAGCAGAGGGUUGACCAUUGAUCAUGAUGAUGUCAAAAUUCUAGAGUUCUCUUCAUCAAUCUCCUCCCACACUCUUGAUUCCCUCCUCAAACCUGAAAAAGAGUAUACAGAAAACAUGCCUGUGGUGUCAGAGGUCAUUAAAGUUACGAGUGAUGAAAAGGCAAUAGAAGCACCUAUUGGUAAUGCAGAUCAGAUUGAAGAAGAAGAAGACAGUCCACAACUGCAAUCCAUAGGAGAAGAUCAGGAAAAGGAAGAGGAAGAAAAAGAAUAUGGUGAUGGAGAAAAUAUGGUAGAGGAAGGUGUCAAAAUCCAAACAGCUCUAGUAGAUCAGAUUGCAGUUGAAGAAGACCCACGAGUGCAAUUGAAUCACGAGGAGGAAGAAGAAGAAGAUAAUGAGGAAGACACAGUGGACAAAGGUAUCACAGUUGAAACAGCUCCGGCGGAUCAGAUUGCUGUUGAAGAAUACACACAAGCGCAAUUGAAUCAAGAAGAGGAAGAUAAUAAUGGGGAUGAAGAUACAGAGGAGAAAGGUGUCGCAGUUGAAACAGCUCAGGCGGAUCAGAUUGCUGUUGAAGAAGACACACAAGCGCAAUUGAAUCAAGAAGAGGAAGAUAAUAAUAAGGAUGAAGCUACAGAGGAGAAAUGUGUUGCAGUUGAAACAGCUCAGGCGGAUCAGAUUGCAGUUGAAGAACACCCACCAGCGCAAUUGAGCGAAGAAGAAGAAGGAGAAGAAGAAGAGGAAGAUAAUGAUGAGGAUGAGAGGGAGGAGGAAGAACAUAUAGUGGAGAAACCUCCUACCAUUGAAACAGCUCAGGUGGAUCAGAUUGCUGUUCAACAAGAGCCACAACCGCAAUUGAAUCAAGAAGGAGAAAAAGAAGAUAAUGAGGAAGACAUAGUGGAGAAAGGUGUCACAGUUGAAACAGCAUGGGCAGAUCAGAUUGCUGUUGAAGAUGACUCACAAUCACAAUUGAGUGAAGAAGAAGAAAAUAAUGAUGAAGACAGUGUUGAUGAUGAGGAGGAAGAAGAUAUAGUAAAGAGAGGUGAAGAGAGCUCGGAAGGAACAGAGGACUCGUCCAUGGAAUCCAAUGCGGAAGCAAUUUGGCCAACAGAGUCGAUGAAAAAAUUGUCACACGAAUUCAGAAAAGUGAAGAUAGAUAACCACAAAUUAGCAGAGAAGAUUGAGGAAGAGGAUACAACAUUCAAAACAGAAGUUGGUUGCCUAAACAAGAAUGAGAUCAGUGAAAUUUAUGAUGAUAACCACGAAGAGAUUGUGAAAUCAACAACGGCUUCAAUCAAGAGGGAUCAAUCAGAGAUGUUGAGUCUGAUUACUCAGACAACAAAUUCACCCAACCUCAGAAUUUGGAUAUGGUCAAUGGUGGUGCUCCUCCUCCUACUGGGACUGGUGGCGCCGCUGCUAAUUUCGCUUACCCAAAUGGUGGAGCUUUUUCCCCUAAAUUAAUUCUAGAUAAUAAAAUUUUCAAAAGUGCAGAUGCAGAUAUCAUACUCUUCUGGUCCUUUGUUUUUUUUAACUUAUAUAUUAUAUAAAUAAGAGUUUCAGAAGUUUACUGUGCUGCU
Cornus florida is the source of this 2244-nucleotide messenger RNA. RefSeq lists its product as uncharacterized. The record is from RefSeq and is a predicted model, not a curated record. Bases 785 to 2128 code for a protein of 447 amino acids. The transcript is spliced from 3 exons. Lineage: Eukaryota; Viridiplantae; Streptophyta; Magnoliopsida; Cornales; Cornaceae.